AUGGCCGGCAUCUUUCGCACCAUCUAUGACUGGCUCUUGAGGAUGUUCUGGGCCACCGAGAUGGAUGUUACCAUGAUCGGCCUCCAAAACGCAGGCAAAUCCUCCCUGCUCCGUGUAUUGGCUGGCGGGGAAUUCACUAUCGACUCGAUUCCGACGAUCGGCUUCAAUACUAAACGAGUUCAGAAGGGCCAUGUGACCUUGAAAUGUUGGGAUCUUGGGGGUCAGCCUAGGUUUCGUCCGAUGUGGGAGCGAUACUGCCGAGGUGUUAACGCGAUCGUAUAUAUCGUGGAUGCUGCGGAUAAAGCCGCCUUGCCAGUAGCCACGGAGGAGUUGCAUGAUCUGAUGACGAAGCCCACGUUGGACGGGAUUCCCCUUCUCGUUCUCGGUAACAAGUCCGACCUGCCGGUUAAAUUAUCGGUAGAUGAGUUGAUCGAUGCGAUGGAUCUCAAGUCCAUCACUCGUCGGGAGGUGAGCUGCUACGGGAUCAGCGCAAAAGAAGAAACCAACCUUGACGCGGUGCUGCACUGGCUGAUUGCACGAGCCAGUCGAUAA
Messenger RNA from Penicillium odoratum, 552 nucleotides. RefSeq names its product ADP-ribosylation factor-like protein. The coding region runs from base 1 to 552 and encodes 183 amino acids. Gene Ontology annotation, molecular function: GTPase activity; GTP binding. The transcript is spliced from 6 exons. Gene Ontology annotation, cellular component: lysosomal membrane. NCBI's taxonomy places the organism in Eukaryota, Fungi, Ascomycota, Eurotiomycetes, Eurotiales, Aspergillaceae. Gene Ontology annotation, biological process: protein transport. The record is from RefSeq and is a predicted model, not a curated record.